AAGAACCAAAUACAAAUAAGAAGGUAGCAGCAACCACUGGUUUUUUUAUGGGACAGCUCAUAAGAUUCGUAUCCAUCUAUUAUGCGCCCCUUUAUCUAGCUUUGGGUAGACCUCAUACAAUAACUGUCCUUGCUUUACCUUAUCUUUUGAUUCAGCUUUUCUUGAACACUGAAAAAAAAAUUUUUGCUUAUGGAUCUAAUAACCAAAAUUCAAUCCGUGAUCUAGAGAAUAUCUUUGUAUUCCUCAAUCAUCUUAUUUUUCAGUUGCUUAACAUUUGUAUUUUACCAAGUUCAACGUUAGCCCGAUUAGUAAGCAUUUAUCUGUUUCGCUGUAACAAUAAGAUGUUGUUUGUAAUAAGCAGUUUUUUUUGCUUGGGGAAUUGGACAAAUUUUAGUCAUCAAUUGCUUGGAAUUUUUAGUAGUCUGGAUACAGAAAAAUUUAGUAAUCUGGAUACAUAAAAAUAAUGUUAUUAGAAAGUACCUAGUCAGAAAUUCUAUCUUUUUUAUUUUACUAAAUUGUAGUUUUGGAAGUAUAGUAUGUAUUCUAAGUAUUCAGUCUUUAGGCAGAACACCCUUACCUAUUCCUACUCAGAAAUUUAGUGAGGUCUCAAAAAUAGAACAAAGGGAAAAGGAAAGGUUGCAAAAGGAGGAAGAAAAAGACGUAGAAAAAAAAAAGAAAUCCACUGAAGAAGAUCCUUCCCUUUUUUCCGAAGAAAAGGGUAUUUUGGAAAAAGAAUUGGACUUGAAAGUAAACGAACCGGACUUGGAAGGAUCUGAUUCUGAAUUGGAAAUCCUUGAAAAAUAUGAAAAUAAAGAACAUAUUGUGGCUCUUCUUUUUGAUUAUAAAAGAUGGACUCGGCCAUUUCGCUACAUAAAAAAUAAUAGACUUGAACAAGCGGUAAGAAACGAAAUGGC
Molecule: messenger RNA, 914 nt
Organism: Cuscuta epithymum
Lineage: Eukaryota; Viridiplantae; Streptophyta; Magnoliopsida; Solanales; Convolvulaceae
Source: the annotation of a GenBank genome assembly